AUGAAGCAAGACGAUGAUUGGAUGUUGGAGGUGGUGUGUGCGAAGCAUAAUAAUGAUCCUGCAUUAUAUAUGGAGGGACAUCCAUACCCAGGUUGGCUUUCUGAAUCUGAAAUUCAAAUUAUGGUUGACAUGUCUGUGCAAAAUGCCAAGUCACGAGACAUAUUGACAGAGUUGAAAAAGCGAGAUCCGAACAACGUGAGCACCAUCAGAACCAUUUAUAAUGCACACAAGAAGCACAAAACCUUUGAGAGAUCGGCUCAAUCACAAAUGCAAGUUGUGUUCUCAUUCCUCAAAGACCAAGAAUACUUUUUCGAUUAUCGAGCAAACCAUGCAACCAAUGAGCUCGAAGAUUUGUUCUUCGCACAUCCUGGCUCGCUAGAUCUAUUGCGUGCUUUCCCACACGUGUUGUUGAUGGAUGCGACAUAUCAGACCAACAGAUAUGGGCUGCCUCUCCUUGAAAUUGUUGGUGUACCUCAACUAGUCAGGCUUUUUGCAUCGCGUUCGCAUAUUUACACUCAAAAAGAGAGCCCAGUUAUACUUGGGCUUUGA
Tripterygium wilfordii is the source of this 549-nucleotide messenger RNA. RefSeq lists its product as uncharacterized. NCBI's taxonomy places the organism in Eukaryota, Viridiplantae, Streptophyta, Magnoliopsida, Celastrales, Celastraceae. The transcript has a single exon. Bases 1 to 549 code for a protein of 182 amino acids. The record is from RefSeq and is a predicted model, not a curated record.